Molecule: messenger RNA, 1467 nt
Organism: Cordyceps militaris CM01
Lineage: Eukaryota; Fungi; Ascomycota; Sordariomycetes; Hypocreales; Cordycipitaceae
Product: pantothenate kinase, putative
Exons: 3
Coding region: 1-1467 (488 amino acids)
Biological process (GO): coenzyme A biosynthetic process
Cellular component (GO): cytosol; nucleus
Molecular function (GO): pantothenate kinase activity; ATP binding
Source: RefSeq, a predicted model, not a curated record
AUGUCGCCGCCGGCCGCGCCGUUUCCUCCCCUCCAGAUCCCCCCCGCCGAGCGGCCCGGACGAGAGGAACAAGACUCGACCACCACCCAGGAUGCGGUUGCCGACGACCCGGCCACCACUGCCGCACCGCUGCGCCCGGCCAUUUCGCGCUCGCGCACCAUGACCACGACGGCCGAGAUUGAUAGCACAAUCACCAAGCCCGGCAGCGUGCGCAUCAACGUUACCGGCGCCUUCAUCGUCGACCCGGACACGGCCACGCCCAAAAACGGCCGCGGCUCCCCCACCACCCACCAUGAAACAAGCGAUAUCCGGUUGCCGAACCAUACAGCCGUCGUCAGUCACAUUGCUGUGGAUAUUGGAGGCUCCCUCAUCAAGCUCGUCUACUUUUCCCGCGAGGUCGACCAGACUGACCCCGGCGGCCGCGUCACCUUUCAGACGUUUGAGACGGAUCGCAUAGAUGACUGCGUCGAGUUUAUGCGCGAUCUGCGCGACCGCCAGGCCAAGCUGACCGGCUCCCGCCCGAGCGACCUCGCCGUCAUGGCCACGGGCGGCGGCGCCUACAAGUUUUACGACAAGAUUCGCGAUGCCCUCGGCGUCGACGUGUCGCGCGAAGACGAGAUGGAGUGUCUCAUCAUCGGCCUCGACUUCUUCAUCACCGAAAUCCACCGCGAAGUCUUUACCUAUUCCGAGACGGAGCCGAUGCACUUUGUCGGACCCCGCGAGGCCAUUUACCCAUACCUGCUCGUCAACAUUGGCUCCGGCGUGUCCAUGCUCAAAGUCACCGGCCCGCGCGCCUUUGAGCGCGUCGGCGGCACCUCGCUCGGCGGCGGCACGCUCUGGGGCCUGCUCUCCCUGCUCACCGGCGCCCGCACCUUUGACGAGAUGCUCGAGCAGGCCGGCCGCGGCGACAACACGCACGUGGACAUGCUCGUCGGCGACAUUUACGGCCAGGACUACAGCAAGAUUGGUCUCAAGAGCACCACCAUUGCCUCGUCCUUUGGCCGCGUCUUCAAGAUGAAAAAGGACGCCGAGGAGGCCGCCGCCGCCCACGGCCACCAGGUCAAUGGCCAGGCCGCCAUCCUCCCCCGCGGCCCGGGCUUCACCGACGGCGACAUUGCCCGCUCCCUGCUGUACGCCGUCUCCAACAACAUCGGCCAGAUUGCGCUGCUGCAGUCGCAGAUCCACAACCUGUCCGACAUUUACUUUGGCGGCUCCUUUAUCCGCGGCCACCGCCAGACCAUGAAUACCCUCAGCUACGCCAUCAAGUUUUGGAGCAAGGGCUCCAAGCAGGCCUACUUUUUGCGCCACGAGGGCUACCUCGGCGCCGUCGGCGCCUUCCUCAAGAGGCAGCCCAAGAAUUGGGGACGACGCGGCAGCCUCGACCACAGCCUCGACGAGCUGCAGGAGUGGCGGAAGCAGCGCGCCAAGGAGGAAGCUGCGUCGGCAUCCCAAGCCACAGUUGAUUAA